CAUUUCAGGUCUCAUGUGAGCAAAAAAAACAAAACAAUAUUUUCUUUAUGUAAUAGAACAGAUUUUUCGAUACCAUUUUUUUAGGUACGUUGCUAAUGAAAGUUUGAAAGCUGGUAAAUCACAACAGGUAUUUACCGCACAAGUGAUUGGUGCUUUAGAACUUAUGAAGGAAACAUAUUCCGACGAUGAAUUAAUCAAAUCAAUGUCAACCGGUCAACAAGUCAUUGAGGAACUCAUUACAGUUUUAACGGGAGAGACUAAUGAUAUAGAGAAUGAUUCGGAAAAAAGUACUGAUCAGCUUAGAGUUUUAAUGAGAAAAUAUUAUACAAUCGGCGGAUUGUCAGAUGUCUUGUCAGUAUUCGGUACCGUGAAAGAUGAUUUUAUUGGUCUUGGAAAAAUGUCAAAAAGUCGUGCAGUAACAAUAUUUCGUGAAUUAAAAAGUGGUGCCGGACUAGGCGGAGAAGCAGCUUCCAAGCCAUCCUUUGGCAGUGGAGCAUCGUCUAAUGCUGCCUAUCGACCUCCAUCUCCAGUGAGACCUAAUAUACCACCACAACAGCCACCUUCGUCUGUUACUUAUGACACACCUUAUAGCGGUUAUGAUCAACAAUCAAAUGCUCCACCAGAGAUUAUAAUGCAAGCUCAAAAACUUUGUCGUUAUGCGAAUUCUGCAUUGGAACACGAAGACAUUUCAACAGCUAUCAAAAAUUGUGAACAAGUUUUACAACUAUUGAGACAAUAUAAUCAUUAA
Didymodactylos carnosus is the source of this 748-nucleotide messenger RNA. The record is from the annotation of a GenBank genome assembly. NCBI's taxonomy places the organism in Eukaryota, Metazoa, Rotifera, Eurotatoria, Philodinida, Philodinidae.